This is a messenger RNA of Drosophila suzukii, 1458 nucleotides long. RefSeq names its product germ-plasm component protein maelstrom (gene mael). The record is from RefSeq and is a predicted model, not a curated record. Gene Ontology annotation, cellular component: P granule; nucleus. NCBI's taxonomy places the organism in Eukaryota, Metazoa, Arthropoda, Insecta, Diptera, Drosophilidae. Gene Ontology annotation, molecular function: sequence-specific DNA binding. Gene Ontology annotation, biological process: negative regulation of DNA-templated transcription; spermatogenesis; male meiotic nuclear division.
AUGGCUCCUAAGAAGCAUAGUGGGUUUAUGAUGUUCGUAACCGAGUGGCGGAACCGCAACGCCGAGGGCCGCCGAAUGACCAUCCCGCAGGCUGUUGCGCACUGCGGCGGCAUUUGGGAGAAAAUGACUCCCCAGCAGCGGGGCCCUUACAACUCGGGCGCCAAGAACGCCGACGUGUUGGACCGCGCCAAGAGGGAACGCCUCAACUGUCACGGUCAGGGAAUCGCCCAGGUGGACCAGGCCCAACAAGAGACCGCCGAGGGUGUUAUGCACAUGAAACGCACAACCGAGCGCAUCAUCAGGGAAGCCAAGAAGGCCCAUGAUCUGGAGAACGCCAAGUUCGUUUUCGCAGCCUUUAACUUCUUCACCAAGGCCCUCACCUCUGACGUCUAUGUACCUGCCGAGUUCGCUGCCUGCGAGUACUCGCUAAAGGAGGGAAUCCGGUCCAUCUACAGCACCAUGAUCGAUCCUGGUCAGAUCAUCUUCGGGCAGAGCAGCGAUGCUCAACACCACUCGGCAACAACACAUAGUCUGCCGCUGCCGCCCAAUGCCUUGGGCGAACGAAACAUGGCUAAGCUGCACCGGAAUAUCGUUGACUAUCUUAAAAAGUGUCAGGGAGACAAGCCGCUAAUCGUUUUCACACCCGUCGAUGAUAUUCCCAUGGUGAAGUCGUGCUUCCGGUACUUGGCUUGUGAGGACGAGGAUGAUACUGAAAUCGGACGCCAGAAGAUUGAGGUGUUCGAUAUUUUGUACUUGAUGUUCAUACUGAAGAAGGAGGUCAUGGAUGUCGCCGAUUUGCAUGACGAGAAUGUUACUCAAUAUGUGACUGACUCAUUUUUCAAUAGAGAAUUCUUUGAAUUUACACCUCAGAUCGCUUGUCAGUACCACGAGGAGAACGACCGCAGCAAGUACUGUACCCAGAGUAUGGUGACUAGAUGGGCCUAUACCUUUAGCGAUUUGAUGUGCGGAGACCUGGCCAUCACCGUGCAACCUGGGAAGCACAUACCCCCCAAAACAAAUCCCAACUACCGCGUCAUACACUCGGACGCCUCCUCUCUCGCCCAGGAGUCCUCUUUCGACUCAUUUUACUCACUCCCAGGGUCGCGGGUCAAGAAAGAGAACCAAUCUCAAGACUCGACCAAUUUCUCGAUCUCUAGCAGCCGAGCUUCCAUCGCAUCAAGCUCCUAUGUGCCUACUGACCACACCGCUUUUACCGCCGAUUUAAAUGAAGCAGAAGCAUUUCCCAGCCUCGGCCGGCGAAAUCCCAGUGGACGGCGCCCUCCCGCAAACAAUGCUCCUACCCAACGCGAAAGGAACGGGGCUGGGAUUUACCGACAAACUCGCGCCCUAUAAAGAAGUUUACCGACAGCGAUUUCAGCAUAACCGGCGCUGUUAAGAAGAAUAAAAAGUAGGUCAUUUCUAUAUCUAAAAGGAAAUUUGUUACAAAUAAAAACUAAA